Messenger RNA from Puntigrus tetrazona (Sumatra barb), 4255 nucleotides. RefSeq names its product dual 3',5'-cyclic-AMP and -GMP phosphodiesterase 11A-like. Gene Ontology annotation, biological process: signal transduction. The record is from RefSeq and is a predicted model, not a curated record. NCBI's taxonomy places the organism in Eukaryota, Metazoa, Chordata, Actinopteri, Cypriniformes, Cyprinidae. Gene Ontology annotation, molecular function: protein binding; 3',5'-cyclic-nucleotide phosphodiesterase activity.
GCGAGGAGGAAGGCUGGAGAACGGCGAUGUGUGAAUGGCAGAUGGACGCGUGAAGCGCGCGCAGCAGCAGUAGCUGAGCGUUACUGCAGACGGCUCCACGACACUUUGGCGGCGCAGACAUGACAACUUUUGAUUUUUCCGACGUGGAGGCGUUUUUGGAUUGCCACCCGGAGCUCUUUGAGGAAUACCUCGUCAGGAAGGGGAAAUGCGACACCCUGAGCAGGUGGCUCAAAGAGCACCCGCCGUCCAAAACCUCUCCGGCGGCGGAGGAGAAGCGCGGCGCCGCGAGGGAUCCCUUCUGGCCCAUGAACCCCGACGGGCUGAAGCGCAGAUCGUCCCACAUGGAGCUCCGCAGGAACUUCGCCCGCUCCAAAGCGAUGACGGCGCACCGGACCUACGACGAGCACGUCAGUCUCGCGGCUCACGAGUCCCAGUCGAGCAUGCGACGGCGCGCGCUGCUGCGGAAAGCCAGUUCGUUGCCGCCGACCACGGCGCACAUCUUGAGCGCGCUGCUCGAGUCCCGGGUGAACGUGCCUCAGUAUGCCUCCAGCGCCAUCGACUACAAAUACAGACUUAAAGAGUCCAACGAGAGGGAGUUCUUCCUCGAGCUGGUCAAAGACAUUUCUAACGAACUUGACAUGACGAACCUCAGCUACAAGAUUCUUAUCAACGUGUGCAUCAUGGUGAACGCAGACAGGUGCUCGCUUUUCCUAGUGGAGGGACCGUCUCAUAAGAGGACGCUGGUGUCCAAGUUUUUUGACGUGCACUCGGGUACGACGGUGCGACCCUCUUCGAGCACUCUGGACUCAAACGAAGUCCAGGUUCCGUGGGGAAAAGGCAUAAUAGGUUAUGUAGCAGAACACGGAGAAACCGUCAACAUCCCGAACGCAUACGAGGACCAUCGUUUCAGUGAUGAAAUCGACAAGCUGACGGGCUAUAAGACUCAGUCCAUUCUGUGCAUGGCCAUCCGCAACAGCGACGGAGAAGUCAUCGGCGUAGUGCAGGCCAUCAACAAGAACCCCAGCGGGACUCCAUUCACAGAGGACGAUGAGAAGGUGCUUCAAAUGUAUCUACCAUUCUGUGGAAUAUCGAUCUCCAACGCCAAACUCUUCUCCGAAUCCCGCAAGGAGUAUGAGAGGAGCAGGGCCCUGCUGGAGGUGGUGAAUGAUCUGUUUGAGGAGCAGACGGACCUGGAGAAGAUCGUGAGAAAGAUAAUGCAGCGUGCGCUGACAUUGCUGCAGUGUGAGCGAUGCUCGGUGCUACUGCUGGAAGACAUCCACUCUCCCGUAGUAAAGUUCUCCCAGACCUUUGAGCUCAUGUCUCCGCUGUGCAGCGUCGAUCGUGACAUCAGCAUGGAGAAGGUGUCUUGUUCGGACUGGCUGAUCAAUAACAGCAUUGCUGAGUUGGUAGCAUCCACCGGGCUGCCUGUUAACAUCAGUGACGCCUGUCAGGACCCCGCGUUUCCUACUCAGGCAGACCAGGCUUCUGGUUUUCAUAUCCGAUCAGUUUUAUGCGUCCCCAUCUGGAAUCGGACACAUCAGAUUAUUGGCGUUGCCCAGAUUCUGAAUCGCUUGGACAGAAAGACAUUUAAUGACGCAGAUCAAAGGUUAUUUGAGGCAUUUGUUAUUUUCUGCGGUCUGGGCAUUAACAACACAAUGAUGUAUAACCAGGUUAAAAAGACUUGGGCCAAGCAGUCUGUGGCUUUAGAUAUGUUGUCUUAUCAUGCUACAUGCUCCAAGGCAGAGGUUGAUCGACUGAAGGCUGCUAAGAUUCCCCUAAGCAGCGAGCUCGGGAUCGAUGAGCUCCACUUUAAUGACUUUUCUCUGGACAACGACGCCAUGAUCACUGCCUCCCUGCGGAUGUUUUUGGAGCUCGGUGUGGUGCAGAAAUUCAAAAUUGAUUACGAGGUGCUGUGCCGCUGGCUGCUUACCGUGAGGAAGAACUACCGCACCGUAGCCUAUCACAACUGGAGGCAUGCCUUCAACGUCUCGCAGUGCAUGUUUGUUAUGAUCACCACUGCUGGGUUCCAGGAGGUGCUGACAGACACCGAGACUCUUGCGCUUAUGGUUGGGUGUUUCUGCCAUGACCUCGACCAUCGUGGCACUAACAACGCCUUUCAGGCAAAGUCUGGCUCAGCACUUGCUCUCCUGUACGGAACAUCUGCCACGCUUGAGCAUCAUCAUUUCAACCACGCCGUCAUGAUCCUGCAAAGUGAGGGUCACAACAUUUUUGCAAAUCUAUCCUCCAAAGAGUACAGCAACAUGAUGCAGCUACUGAAACAGGCCAUUCUGUCCACAGAUCUCACCUUGUACUUCAAAAGAAGAACCAAGUUCUUUGAGUGUGUUUUGUCGGGACAGUUCAGUUGGAGUAAUGAAGAACAUAGAGACGUGUUUAGGUCUAUGCUGAUGACUGCGUGUGACUUGGGUGCAGUGACUCGACCAUGGGAGAUCUCAAAACAGGUGGCUGAAUUGGUGACCAGCGAAUUCUUUGAACAAGGUGACAGGGAAAGAUCAGAGCUGAAGCUUACACGGCUGUAUGCCAUUUUUGAUCGCAAUCGUAAAGAUGAGCUUCCCGUGCUCCAGUUAGAAUGGAUUGAUGGAAUUUGCAAGCCGUUAUAUGAGGCGCUUGUGAAGUUGAAUAGGAAGCUUCAGCCGAUGGUAGAUGGAAUUGAUGCCAACCGAAAGAAGUGGGAGGAGCUUUGUCGUUCAUUUCAGCAAACACGGAGAGCCUCUGAGUGCAUCUCCAGUCUGGAAGCAGGAGAGACAGAAACGCCUCAGAGUCCAGACUCCACCCACGAGCCGGAAUCAAGUCAGAGUGAGGUGACCAAUCAGAGACGAGACUCCACCCACUGUGUGGAGCCAAGUCAAGCCACGAUAGCCAAUCACAAAUAAGAGGCGUGAUGUGACCAUUAAAGGAUGGCCCACUGAGUCAGGGGUUCCCAAACAACUUUUUUCUGAACCUUAUUUUAAGUUAUUUAGAUUUUAACUUUUUUAAGUUUUUUAGAUUUUAAGUUAAUAUGUUCAUAUUCUAAUCACAGAUUUGCAUAGUCACAAUUAUCUGACGUUGGUUAAUGGACUUUAUUUAACAAAAUGGAUCAGAUAUUUAUAAUUUUUUUUCAAUAAAUGUUUUAUUUUAAAAUUAUUCAUAAACAGGGCUGCACAACUUAAAAAAAUACAUACUUUGUUAAUUUGUCAUUUACGCCAAUUUUAAGAGUCAUAUCUCAUAUGAAAACAUCUUAUAUUGCUGCUGCUGAAUCCAUCUAAAACCUCUUACUUUAUUUUUACUAUUAUUUUUAUUAUUAUAAGUUUUGAAAAAUUAUAAAAUCAAGUCAUAAAUAACUGAUAAUUACAUUUUACAAGUCUUAAUUAAAUUGCAGCCUUGGAUAAAUAAACUAUGAUAUAUCAUAAAUUCUAUGUAAUUUUGAUGAAGUAUGCAGCGCCAUUUUUUUUUAAUUUUAGAUUUGAUUUAAUGAAUUAUUAGCUUCAUCAGCUCAUGAACCCCCGUGGUUUGUAAAACCCACACUUGAGAAACCCAGCUAAUGAAUGACAGCUUUCCUAUGUUUAUAUAUAUAUAUGAAAAAAAAAACACGUUGCUAACCAAACAUUUUUUAUGUGGGCUGCUUUGAGACUGACAGUAUUUCUAUUGAAAUGACUUCAAGCAUUUACAGCACAAUUUAAAAACACAACUAAACAACUGUCACUGGUUUUAAAAAGAAACUAUUUACUAAGAACCCAUAUUUUUUCAAUUUGAUCUCUGAAAAAAAUACAUCAUGGAAUACGUGACAAAACUGUGAACACGUGCGGGAAGUUCAGGUGCACAAAAAAUGAAUGUGAGGAAUAGCGGUAAAGUGUUUCAAAUGCUCAAGUGUUGUUUAGUGAGUCUGUGCUGCUAUUUUGCAAGUUACAAGUUUGCUUUUGCGAUACAUAAAGAUAGUUGCUGAUAGGAUUCCUAUGCUUCAGAUGCGGAAACUGAGCAUUGAUUUGAUGAAUGUAUAAAUUAAUAUCACUGUGAUCUUUUGCUGUCGUUUCUUUAAACUUGCAUGGAAGCACUGGAACACUGUUAUAACUGCUGAUUGUGCUAUAAUUUUAUAUUAUACAUACGCAUUGUUUAAUGUUUAUGUAUGCAUCUAUAGUCUCUUGUACCUGACGAACAGGACCUCGUAAAACAGUACAGGUCAAAUUUUUACACGAGAUCGCAUAUCGGCUGUUUAAACGGCAGACGUUUAUCCAGAACGAAUGUGAAGUCUUCUGUCUUA